Molecule: messenger RNA, 2367 nt
Organism: Betta splendens (Siamese fighting fish)
Lineage: Eukaryota; Metazoa; Chordata; Actinopteri; Anabantiformes; Osphronemidae
Gene: ubxn11
Product: UBX domain protein 11
Exons: 14
Coding region: 63-1502 (479 amino acids)
Biological process (GO): proteasome-mediated ubiquitin-dependent protein catabolic process
Molecular function (GO): ubiquitin binding
Source: RefSeq, a predicted model, not a curated record
GGAAGUCCCUCCGAUCACACAGACUGGGGUUUUUAAACUGUUUUAACCCCAUCUCAGCUAAAAUGAGCUCUCCGUUAUCGAUGCUGAAGAAAACAAGGCGCAUCCCACUGCAGGUCCCUCUACACGACCAGGGGGACAGACACAAAGUGCCUUUCAGGAGGAAUCUGUUAAAAGAAUGUCAGUCAGCGUUGGCCGAUGCUGAUUCCUCUGAUGCAAACAGUCCCGGACCGUCACACGCUCUUACCAGUCAAGUCAAGUCAAACAUUCCCUUAAAGAAAGCUGCGCCACCCAGUGACUUAGAGCUCAUGUCAGCUAUGAUGCAACGAGUGACCCUGCUGGAGAAACAGAUGCGGAUCCAAGCGCAGGAGAUGGAGCGCAAGGACAAAAAGAUUUCUGCUCUGGAGGAGAAACUGAGACUUAAGAGAGAAUCAGAGAGCAAACACGAGCUGAGCAGCACAGACGAUCUGCAAAGCAAGUGCCAGCGUCUGCAGAACCAGGUGCAUGAAAUGGAGAGCUUUCUAAGUGACUACGGUUUGACCUGGGUGGGAGACAGGGACGGCGGUGACUCAGCGGAAAAAGACCCAUCCCCUGAGUCAGAGCGAGGCCUCUGGCAGACAGGCACCUCCCUCGGGAAAUUCACCAUGAACUUUGACCUUGUGCUCCAGAGGGUCAGGGAGCUGAACGUGCUCGCAGGGGAAGGCGAGUCUGUGGUUCAGACUACCGCCACAGGGGCCCAGCUGAGCAGGAAGGACCCCGUCCAGCUGAGGCUCUACAGGAACGGCAUCGUCAUGUUCCAUGGUCCCUUCCGCUCCUAUCAGGACCGCAGCACUCAGCAGUGCAUGCAGGACCUGAUGGACGGUUAUUUUCCCUCCGAGCUUCAGCAGAGGUUUCCGGACGGCGUUCCUCUGGAGGUUCACGACAGGCGAGAUGAGGAGUUCAAGGCCAGACUCCCGUGGAGUAAAUUCCCUGGAGAAGGACGAGCUGUGUACGGAGGCAGAGAGGCAAAUGAUGGCGUAGCUCAGAACCCAGGUAAGAAGCCGACCACACAGCAGUUCCUGAACAGGCUGCCGAAGGUGGUGGUCAGGGCCGGUCGAGUGAUCGAUGUAAGGGACUCGCUGAGGGCCACCCUGCAGGGCUCAACAGAGCACAGCAGCGACUCGGUGAUCCUCAUAGACACAGCAGCACAGCAGGCGACAAGAGAGAGCGGCGCCCGGCCGCCGUCUCCUCGCGAUGCCAUCGGGCUAAAGGUGAAGUCGGAGGACGGGAGCCACACCUACAUUUUGAACAUGUGCCUCUCAGAAACCGUGGGCCGCCUGCGGCAGUAUCUGGACCGACAAAGAGGGGGAGGUCAGCUGGAUUAUGACAUCAUCAGCACAUACCCUCACCGCUGCUACGACGACGACCACCAGACUCUACAAUCGUGUGGACUCACAACUAAAACCACUCUUCUGCUGCAAAAGCGUAAACCUGCUAAUUCACUGGCAGAGGGCAAUAUUGAUUGAGAAUUGAUUUAAUAUCUUUUUUUAGGGAAGAAUGCAUUGAUCCAGCUUUAUUGCUCUCAGUAGGAAACAUGAGUAGGUGGUCCACUUUAUGACAUAAGGAUCAGCCACGUCAUCAUUAAUACCUGAUCUGGCAGAGCCGCUACUGAUCCACAGAAUCCGCACAUCCUCAGCUAUAAAAAGCAGGGACAAAAAAAGCACGGUUUUAUCCACGGAAAUGCCUUAAGACACUGCAGUCGAGUCCCAACAAACUGUUCAAACUCUUUAUUUCUAAAAUAUGCAAAUACAAACAAGGACAAAAGUAUGAAAAUAUAAACAUCUUCUUCCCUUUUUGCAAAACAUUUGAGAUGUUAAGGCAUGUGGAGCUGUACUUUCCAAGCAGAAAACUUGUGCUAUUUAAGUUUAAAGGUCCCAUGAAAUGAAAAAAUGGCUUGUGUCCCUGGGUGGUGUAGAAUCUUAGUUGCAUAUUUUGUAUAUAUGAAAUCCAUUUUCUCUUCUUCUAAAGUGUCCCAUUCUUUUAAAUGGCUUAGCUCGGAGCAAAUAUAAAACUUCAUUCAGAACAAUGUGCUCAUGACAGAGGGGGUGAUCCAGCCAACCCCUGCAAUCAUUAUCAUCACGUAAAACCAUAACGUGUCCCUCCUGCACCUAAAAAAGGUGAAUUAUCUGGUUAAGUAUUAAAACUCUCCCCGAACAUACUACUGAACAUGAAACAGCACAGAAAAAAUACAAUAUAAAAGCCACUUCAUGGGACCUUUACAUGCAGAGGAUGCUCAGACACAUUAGCACAUUAUUACAGCAACACAUUCAGAAUGCUUUCACACAGAGUUGUCAAAUGCAAACAAAAUAAAUAAAUAAUACUGGAGAAUAA